AAAUAAUCCGGCAACACAAAGCUGCGUUCGCGCUCAGUCUGCGCGUAGCCGUCGGCGCGAGCGCAUGUGCCGCGCGAUGACUUAGUGCACCAAUGGUGUACCCCGAGGCGUCCCGUUGGGGCGCGCCUGACACACUCGCGCCCCUCUACGACGAUGUAUACAGAGCGGACGGUGUCCUCUCAACCGUGAACGUGGUGGAAGCGUUGCAGGAGUUCUGGCAGAUGAAAGCAUCGCGGAAUGGCAGCACGGCCAGUGGGGGGAGCGGCGCGCUGGUUAUAUACGAGUCGGUGCCGGCUGCUCACCCGCCCUAUGUGUGCUACGUUACGCUGCCCGGUGGAGCGUGCUUCGGCAGCUUUCAGAACUGUCCGACGAAAGCAGAAGCCCGCCGCAGUGCUGCCAAGAUAGCUCUGAUGAACAGCGUGUUCAAUGAACACGAGUCUAGACGGAUCUCUGAGCACUUUAUCGAGAAGGCCGUGGCGGAGGCCCGCGCUUCCUUCGCGGGGGAUGCGGCGGCUCACCACCAGGACCCGAGCGCGGGGAUUGCUGCUUUUAGAUUCAUGCUGGAAGCGAACAAAGGCCGAACGAUGCUGGAAUUCCAAGAACUGAUGACGGUCUUCCAGCUGCUACACUGGAACGGCUCCUUACGGGCGAUGCGUGAGCGUCAGUGUUCUAGACAAGAGGUGGUCGCGCAUUAUUCUGCGCGAGCGCUCGACGACGCGAUGCGCGAACAGAUGGCCAGAGAAUGGGCUUCCAGGGAGAGAGAGGCUGCGGCUACUGGAAGAGGCGUAAUACGCAAUGAACUAGCUCGAGCCGAAAGAGAGCUCCGAGCCGCCAGGGUCGCUGCCAGGGAACUAAGAUUCCCCAAAGAAAAGCGCGAUAUUCUCUUACUCGCCGCGCGACUCGCGCCUCCUAAUAGCAAUAGUGAUCUCACCGCGCGAAACUAAAUUUUUGUUGUAUUUUAAGUAUAGUUUUAUAGUAUAAGCA
This is a messenger RNA of Zerene cesonia (dogface butterfly), 984 nucleotides long. RefSeq names its product protein limb expression 1 homolog (gene lft). Gene Ontology annotation, biological process: autophagosome maturation. The transcript has 4 exons. Gene Ontology annotation, cellular component: cytoplasm. The record is from RefSeq and is a predicted model, not a curated record. The coding region runs from base 93 to 944 and encodes 283 amino acids. NCBI's taxonomy places the organism in Eukaryota, Metazoa, Arthropoda, Insecta, Lepidoptera, Pieridae.